Messenger RNA from Monomorium pharaonis (pharaoh ant), 8015 nucleotides. RefSeq lists its product as uncharacterized. The transcript has 24 exons. Gene Ontology annotation, molecular function: sequence-specific DNA binding; DNA-binding transcription factor activity, RNA polymerase II-specific. Gene Ontology annotation, biological process: regulation of transcription by RNA polymerase II; DNA integration; DNA recombination. Bases 1173 to 7664 code for a protein of 2163 amino acids. Lineage: Eukaryota; Metazoa; Arthropoda; Insecta; Hymenoptera; Formicidae. The record is from RefSeq and is a predicted model, not a curated record. Gene Ontology annotation, cellular component: nucleus.
CUGUUGCCUGGCAUUGUGUGAUGGCCUUCACUUAUUGUAUCAUUUGCUUUGAUAAAGCAGAUAUCUGUGUGAUAUCCAGUGCCCUUUCAAGUUUCUCUUUGCUAUUACAUUUACGACAGUAGGGCUGUGUAUGAACUUGCGAGAGCCAAUAAGCGUUGUUAAACUCGUUUACUGUCGCAAAUUACAACCGACUGCUUGCAGCUAAUAUAAAAUAAAAUUUAAAAAACGGUGGAAGAACAAAGGAUAGAAUCAUUACAGAGGGAAGAUAUAAAGGAAAGAAAUACUUUGAAAAAUUCUACGAAGAAAGAAGAGUAAAGCCUUGGUUCUAUAAGCAAGAAGAAGAAAAAGGAUUAAUAAACAUGAUCAACAAGCUCGGGGCAGAUCAUUACAAUUUGAAUAAGUCAUUAAGUAGAAAGAAUUACAUAGAUUGCCCGAGAUGUAAGUAUGGAGCGGAAAAAGAGGAUAUCCACCAUGUGGCGCUACGUGCAUUAAGUAUGACGAAGCUAGAGGGAGAAUGUAUGGUCAGUUAACCUCCAUGCCUCCAUCGGAGUAAAAUAUCUAUACGACAUAGAGAAUGGUUAAAAAAAUUAGAUAUUGAACCGCUAAGAAUUCUGUGGCAUUAUAUCAAACAUAUAGGAAAGAUAAUAUAAAGUACGGCAAGAAAUCCAAAAUUAGACAGAGAAAAAGUGCUAAAAUAGCCACUAUACAGAAGUAAGCGGAGGGCACACGAAAUAACAACAAAAAAAAAAACUGCCUUUUGAUAUUGGUUGUAAUACGCGGUAUCUAAUAAGUACUUUGCUUUUUCGAAAAAAUAGUCCUGUCAUUGACAUCGCGCAUCGCACGCGACGUAAAUCGCGCUAGUAUAUAGCUAGCUAAGAUAAUUAUAUAUUUUUCUCAUUCUAACCUAAUUUUUUGCACCAAUGCAGCUAGAAAGAACAGAUCUCUAUAUUUUAGUGUAAUGAACUCGCAAGUUACCGACGCUUUAUCGUUUUCGCAAAGGUAACUUAAUUCGUGUUACUUAACAAAGAAAAUACGGACAUGAAUGUCGCAUAUCCACAACAGAUUGUGACACAUUAAACUUAUAAAAAAAAAAUCAUUCAACAAAGAAUGACGGUCACGUCAAAAUCGCAUAAAAACCGUUAAUACAUGGUGAUUAGGGAUUAAUAAAAGAGAUGAGUGCCAAGAACGACACAAUGAUUGACAGUGACGAUAAGCUUACACCUUCAGAGAUUGACCAAAUUGCAGAAGAGACUACAGAAACUACAGAAAAGACAACUGAAAACCUUCCUUUGCCGCAUAGGUCCCAACAAAAAUAUUUGAAUACAUACCAGAAAUUUAUGGACUGGAAAGCUAAAAAAAAAUUUGAAUUACUAUCUGAAAAUGUAAUGUUGACAUAUUUUAAGGAAUUAUCGGACACUCGCCUACCACCGAGUUUAUGGUCAAUUUACUCGAUGUUAAAAAGAACUUUAAUCAUCAACGAUAAUAUUAACAUUAGUUGUUAUAAAAAGCUCCGUCGAUUUCUCAGUAAAGAAGCACAAGGAUUUCAACCCAAAAUAACAAAAGUUUUGACGACAAAACAAAUUAAAAAAUUUCUUGAUAAUGCUCCUGACCAUACAUAUUUAAGUAUAAAGGUAGUUAUGAUUUUUGGGAUUUGUGGUGCAUGUAGAAAAAGAGAACUGUCUAGAAUAACAAUUAAUGAUAUUGAAGACAAACAGAAUUUUGUGGUAAUUAAAAUUCAAGCAACAGAACAUGAUAAACCAAGAUCCUUUUUAAUUACUGAAGAAUUUUACAGUGUUUUUAAAAAAUAUUUUGCCUUAAGGCCAAAGAACGUACAAACUUCAAGAUUUUUCUUGACUUAUCGCAAUGGACAAUGCACUUCACAGCCGAUUGGAAUCAAUAAGUUUGGCAACAUGCCAACAAUUAUUGCAUCAUAUCUUAAACUACAAGAUCCUCAUUCUUACACUUUUCGCACCUUUCGUCGCACUUCCGCUGCACUAUUUGCAGAUUCUGACGUUAUAACAUUAAAACGAUGUGACAGCUGGAAAUCCAAAGUUACCGAAGAACAUGAGAAAGACUCUUUCGACUACAAAAUAGAAAUCUACGAUGAAAUCCCAAGUGCAAUAAUCAAUACACCUACUUCAACUUCAGAAGCAGAAAUGAAUACCAAAACCCCCAUAAAACUUGAAACUCUCGAAAAUGACAGCAAACUUACAUCUCCGAACAUUAUUCAAACAGCUGAGAAAACGACAGAAAAUCUUUUGCCAUCAAAAUCAAAAGAUAAAUAUUUAACUACAUACAACAAAUUCAUGAAUUGGAAAGCUAAAAAAAAAUUUGAAUCACUAUCUGAAAAUGUAAUGUUGACAUAUUUUAAGGAAUUAUCGGACACUCGCCUACCACCGAGUUUAUGGUCAAUUUACUCAAUGUUAAAAAGAACUUUAAUCAUCAACGAUAAUAUUAACAUUAGUUGUUAUAAAAAGCUCCGUCGAUUUCUCAGUAAAGAAGCACAAGGAUUUCAACCCAAAAUAACAAAAGUUUUGACAACAGAACAAAUUAAAAAAUUUCUUAAUAAUGCUCCUGAUCGUACAUAUUUAAGUAUAAAGGUAGCUAUGAUUCUUGGGAUUUGUGGUGCAUGUAGAAGAAGGGAACUAACUAGAAUAACAAUUAACGAUAUUGAAGACAAACAAAAGUUUGUGGUGGUUAGAAUUCCAGCAACAGAACAUGAUAAACCAAGAUCCUUUCUAAUUACUGAAGAAUUUUACAGUGUUUUUAAAAAAUAUUUUGCCUUAAGGCCAAAGAACGUACAAACUUCAAGAUUUUUCUUGACUUAUCGCAAUGGACAAUGCACUUCACAGCCGAUUGGAGUCAAUAAGUUUGGCAACAUGCCAACAAUCAUUGCAUCAUACCUUAAACUACAAGAUCCUCACUUGUACACUUUUCGCACCUUCCGUCGCACUUCCGCCGCAUUAUUUGCAGAUUCUGACAUUACAACGUUAAAACGAUGCGACAGCUGGAAAUCCAAUAAAGUUACUGAAGAACACGAGAGAGACUCUUUCGACUACAAAAUAGAAAUCUGCGACGAAAUUCCAAGUGCAAUAAUCAAUACACCUACUUCAACUUCAGAAGCAGAAAUGAAUACCAAAACUCCUAUAAAACUUGAAACUCUCGAAAAUGACAGCAAAUUUACAUCUCUGGACAUCUUUCAAACAGCUGAGAAAACGACAGAAAAUCUUUUGCCAUCAAAAUCAAAAGAUAAAUAUUUAACUACAUAUAACAAAUUCAUGAAUUGGAAAGCUAAAAAAAAAUUUGAAUCCCUAUCUGAAAAUAUAAUGUUGACAUAUUUUAUGGAAUUAUCAAACACUCAUGUGUCAUCAACUUUAUGGACAAUUUACUCGAUGCUAAGAAGCACUUUGAGUAUCAACAAUAAUAUUAACAUUAGUUAUUAUAAAAAAGUCCGUGCAUUUCUCAAAAAACAAGCAAUAGGAUUUCAAACCAAAAAGUCGAAAGUUUUGACGAUAGAACAAAUUAAAAAAUUUCUUGAUAAAGCUCCUGACCGUACAUAUUUAGUUACAAAGGUAGCUAUGAUUUUUGGGAUUUGUGGUGCGUGUAAAAGAGUAGAACUGACCAAAAUAACAAUUAAUGACAUUCAAGACAAAAAUAAUGUAAUGCGGAUUAAAAUUCCAAUCACAAAAAAUUACAAACCGAAUUACAGAUCUUUUGUAAUCAAGGAUGAAUUCUAUGAUAUUUGUAAAAAGUACAUUGCUUUAAGGCCACAGAACGUACAAACCUCAAGGUUUUUCUUGAAUUACCAACAUGGAAAAUGCACCGCACAGCCGAUUGGAAUUAAUAAAUUUGGCAGAAUGCCAAUGACUAUUGCAUCAUAUCUUAAAUUGCCAGAUUCUUCUUUGUAUACUGGCCAUGCCUUUCGUCGAACUUCUGCAACACUAUUGGCAGACUCUGGAGUUGACCUUACUACAAUAUUAAAGCAACAUAAUGGCUGGAAAUUCAAUAAAGUUACCAAAGAACACAAAGACUCUUUUGACCACAAAAAUGAAAGCUGCGACCAAAUCACAAAUACAACAAUUAAUACAUCUAUUUCAACUUUACAAGCACCAAAAACAUACUCAAAAUUAAAAAAUAACAUCAAUUCAUCAACAUCAGAAAACCACACACGACAGUUACUGAGGCGCUUGGCCGAACAAAUUCAAGAAAAUCAAGAAGGUCAAGAUCAAGAAGUUGAUCCAAUAAGUACAACAGUUUCAAAUGCACAAGCAUCUACAGACAGCAUGCCAAAAAUACGGAUGUAUUCACGCUCUGUUCUAAGCACUCGUCCAACCGACAUGACGUUAAAUUUGGAGUGUACAGAGGAGCCUCUGAGCGAAGCCCAGCAGAUGUCGAGAACAAAGCACAAAGAAGAUUAUGAUAAAGUUACAGCUAUCUUAGAAGAACUAGUUAAAGAUCAUGGAGGCAAAUUAAUAAGCCAAGUGGGAACCGUCAGUGGUUAUCAGUAUACAUUACCUACAGUGCCAACAACUGCAGCAGUAGUUCAAAAUAAUCCGCAGAUUUUAAAUGUUACUCAACAAAACAAGAAUUCAAUUAAAUUAAAUAUUGGUAACACAAGUGGAUCACAAGGGAAUAUUCAGCUAGUAGUUGAUCCACGUAUGGGAGUUAUUUUGGGACCUGUUACACAAACUCAAGGUACAACUACAACAACUACAUCUGUGGCAUCAACACCGGCACAACCUCAACAAGAAAAUUACAAGUAUACCAGAUCUGGACGUAGGACAAAAGUUUUUCAAGUGCAACAACCCGAUAUUAUAGAAGAGCCGGCACCGUCAGUUACUUGCAUGAAACCAAAAUCUGGCUCAACACAUAUUGCAGCAAAUAAGGUUACCAGUACUACUUCUCAGAGUGUGACGAAUGUCAGAAUAAAAACUAUUGCUAAAACAGUGUCGCCUCAGUCAACUGUUAAACCUACAGAACACACUAGUAUAGGAGGAAUAGCCAUCGGCAAGAAUUCAGCUAACGAACAGAUUGAUGAAAGCAAAAAAAACCAACCUGAUGGCAGAGAAUUUAUGUUUAACAAAACGACUGGUGGACGGACCUUCCCCUCCUUAGUUGUGGUAGCAAGACCAAAUUUACGUAACAAAGAUAUAACAUCGCCAGUUGCGCAAAAAGAAAGACAAGCAUUAGAUGCCAAAGUUAAGAGCGUGCUCAUGUUUUCUGCUACAAAAUUUGCGGAAUGGUUGAUACAACAGGGCUUAGUAAAAUCAGAACAAUAUUGUCUUCAGCAUGGUUCACAAUAUCAGAAACCUAAACUCAAGUUAGGAAUGUAUAGCGAUCAGGGAACAUUUCCCUAUUCUGGUGGUUACGUUUGGAUAUCCAAUUGUUGUCCUGACAGAUUCGUCUCAGUCUUUUCCGGUUCUAUUUUUCAAGGAGCUCAUUACACACCCACAGUCUUAUUAAAAUUGAUUUAUCAUUGGGCGUGUCAAACUAAUGUGCAAAACGUAAUAUCCUGGGUGAAAGUAUCCAAUAUAUAUUUAAAAAGCUUUUAUACAAAUAUACGUAGCAUUUGCACAGCAGCGGUAUGGGACAAAACUACUAAAAUGGGUGGUAAAAAUGUAAUCAUACAAGUCGGUGUAAUUAGUUUAGGGACAACUUCGCAAGAUGGACAUUUACGACAGGUGAAAGUUGAGGUUCUCGGGGUUCUGGAUCCUUCUACAUUGGAUAUACGAUUACGCGCCUGUGAACCAAUCCAGGAUGGAGAUAAAUCAUUUAAGAAACGGUUUAAUAAUAUUUUACAUCCAUUAAAAGAAUGGGUCCAUACAGACUCUAAAAUAAUGACAGACUUCACUGUCGAUAAAAGCACCUUGCACGAUAUGGGCUAUCACCACGUCAUGCAGUCUUCGUUUUCAGAACAGAGUCCUAGAAAUAUCAUGAGUAAUUACCAUAUCAUGGAAUAUCUUAGAAAAAUUGUACCGAGAAUGUUCCAGAAUACAUUAAGUUUACUUAGUAGACAAGUGAUACAACAAUUCUUAGACGAAUUAAUUUGGAGGGAAAUGUAUGGCGCUACAGCGGAACGUGCAUUUGACAACAUCAUUCGACAUAUUGCCGAGCAAACAAGAAUCGAUUCCAAUGAUUCUUUGUUAGAUCGCCUGUCGAAAAUAGCUCUCAAUCCGUUCAAAGAUUGGUCGUAUUCCAUGCUAUCUGAUUUAUCACUGAAAGAUACACCAUCAAAAGAUUCAACAUCGGUAACUGAUGUAAAAGCAUCGUCCCAAAAAACUUCCGAUAGCGCGCAGAUAAUUACCGUAAAACAAGGUGCGCGCCGAGGAAGGAAACGAAUUCAUCCUGUGGCAACUCCGGAACACGAAAUUAAAAGAAUAGCAAUUGAUCCUAAGAGUAAUAAAGAAAAAGAAGAUAAAAGUGAGAAAGAACAAAUCCAGCUUCAAGAAUUAUAUUAUGCUACAAUGGAAGGUGAUAAGAACCUGAUCUUAAAAGAAUCUAGGACUUCCUUACAUUUCAAGUGCUUCCUCUGCACAACAGUAAUGCGAUCUAAUACCGAAGUAAUGGAGCAUAUGGUUAGUCAUGUGCCACCACAAGUACCAGGUCAAUCGGAAUUAUCAAUAUGCCGAUACUGUUGCACUCCACUUUCAUCACAACAUCAAAUGCUUACUCAUGUGUCAGAAACACACAGCAAUUUCGGUCAUUCUGAUAGCGAUAUGGUAGUUUGCGCCAUUUGCGAGGAGAAAUAUGGAAAGAGCAAAUCAUUAAUUGAUCAUUUGACGUUGAUGCAUUAUCCUUCCGAGAUGCCGUAUCAGUGCGAAAGUUGUGGCUAUCGUACAUCUAGUCAUAAGGACGUUAUAGAUCAUUAUUAUAAAACCCAUGAAAAGGGUGAAGGAUUACAGUGUCCAUACUGUCUUAAAGUAAUACAAUUUGUGAACAACGGUAACCCGAACGUGUCCAACGUUUACGCUUACUUAUCACACAUGCAAAGGCACAUCGUAAGAAGAGAUCAAGGAAAAGGCAAAAAAUGUCCAAAAUGUUGUCUCUGGUUCAAUCAAAAGAGUUCCUUAACGAUACAUCAACGAGAAUUGCACGACUGUGUUAUUAAUUCAAAAGUGGUACCAUAUUCUGCCAGUAGCGAUGAUAGCAUAAUGAUUCCGAAAGUGAUACCGGAGAUAAUACAAUUUUCUGUAGAUAGUCCUCAACCUGAAUUACCACCAGAAAAAAUACAAAAAUGGAAUUCUGGACCAAUUACAGUGAACACUUCUGUUAGAUAUUUGUCCUGCCAGGAAUGUGAAGAAGAUAUUGACGAAGAAGACCAUUAUCCGGGUGAACAACGAUGUCAACAAUGUCGUUACGUUACAUGUUGUUGGCGCGCAUUUAAAGAACAUCAACAACAAAUUCAUAAUGAAAGACCGAAGACAAGUUUGAUUGUGCCAUCUCCUUUAGUUAACGUUCCACUAGACAAGAAACUGCAAUGCUCGUGCGGUUAUACGUCGAAUGAUGGCAACCGAUUAGCGAGACAUUUGAUAAAAUGUAAAAGACUAUCAGCACGUCCCGUUGAUGAAUCCACGUCAUCUGGUAUGCUCGAUAGUUUAGGAUUAAUUCCAAGAACUGUAUCAGAGGAACCUGAUGCACACGAGAAAUCCAGCCUACGCAAUUAGAUGCGACAAAAACGAAAACUAAUUGCUAUUGUGAUGAAUAACAUAUAUAUAUAUAUACAUAUAAAAUUAUACCAGAGAUAUAUAACAUAUAGCUCUUUAAUAUAAAAACAUUAUUGAAGCUUGAAUUUUUUUACAGUAUCUAAAAUUACCAUCUGAGAAACACCAAAAUGAUUUUAUAAAUCAAUGAAUGCGUAAAAUAUUAAUAACAGCAUAAUAGUAAACACAAUUUAAUGUUUAAUUUUGUUCCAAAAAUAUGGAAUGUAUUUAAAUUUAUAUCUUGUCCACUUAAAUUAAGAUAGUGUUGUUUUAUAUAUUGAUGAUAAUAAAAUUGUAUAUUAUGUCAAAUUUUAA